Fragaria vesca subsp. vesca is the source of this 881-nucleotide messenger RNA. Its product is annotated as sphinganine C(4)-monooxygenase 2-like. Gene Ontology annotation, biological process: lipid biosynthetic process. Gene Ontology annotation, molecular function: oxidoreductase activity; iron ion binding. The transcript has 2 exons. The record is from RefSeq and is a predicted model, not a curated record. NCBI's taxonomy places the organism in Eukaryota, Viridiplantae, Streptophyta, Magnoliopsida, Rosales, Rosaceae. Bases 54 to 881 code for a protein of 275 amino acids.
AUAAGUCAUAAACUUCAAUUCGAUCAUUAGCUACGAGCCUAUAAGUGAUCGAGAUGGGAUUCAUGGAAAUAGUUGCUUCUGACGAGGGACUAGGAACGAUUGUCCCGAUCGUAGUGUACUGGCUGUACGCAGCCCUCAUUAUAUCUAUGGAGAAAUCAUUUCCUAAACACAAAAUUCGAAGCGCAGAGGAGCAACACAACAAAAACCACCUCGUCUCCAAAGGGACAGUCAUCAAAGGCGUCAUUCUCCAGCAAGCAUUGCAGGCUUUCACUGCCACACUCUUGUAUAUUCUGAUUGAAAGUGACGAUGAUAGUGCUGCUCAUGUGACUACUUCUAAUACAGGUCAAAAUCAUGAUGGUGACGAUGGAACUGGGUCAAAGAUCAUAACGAUGCUUGUCAGAACUGCAUUCCAGUUUCUGAAAGGCAUGGUGGUGAUGGAUACAUGGCAGUACUUCAUGCACAGGUAUAUGCAUGAGAACAAGUUCCUCUACAAGCACGUCCACUCCCAGCAUCACAGGCUUGUAGCUCCGUAUGCAUAUGCAGCAUUGUACAACCACCCGUUGGAGGGUCUUCUCGUGGACACUAUGGGUGGAGCCGUCAGCUUCUUGGCGUCGGGGAUGUCUCCACGGACUUCGAUUUUCUUCUUCUCAUUCGCAACCAUCAAGGCGGUCGACGAGCAUUCCGGUGUAAACUUUCCAUGGCACCCGUUUCGUCUUCUGUUCAGAAACAACAGCCUGUAUCAUGAUGUGCACCACCAGCUUUACGGCACCAAGUUCAACUUCUCUCAGCCCUUCUUUGUUUUUUGGGAUAGGUUACUUGGUACCUACCAUAUGCCAUCAUCUACUGAAGACGAGCUCAACAAGGGGGCCAAGGAUAUAUAA